This is a messenger RNA of Chenopodium quinoa (quinoa), 1075 nucleotides long. RefSeq lists its product as uncharacterized. Bases 451 to 939 code for a protein of 162 amino acids. NCBI's taxonomy places the organism in Eukaryota, Viridiplantae, Streptophyta, Magnoliopsida, Caryophyllales, Amaranthaceae. The record is from RefSeq and is a predicted model, not a curated record. The transcript is spliced from 2 exons.
UUCAAGGCCGAACCGCUUACCAUUUUAAAAAAAAAAGCGAGAUAUACCCUUUUCUCCUCCCUGCGAAAUUUCACCACUUCAAUUAUUCACUUCUUCGUUCUCACUUCACUCCUCCUCUCUGUUUCCCGCCUUCACUCCUCCUCUCUGUCUCCCUCGUCCUCACCUCUCUUCUCACUUCUUCAGAUUCUGGCCACCACCACCACCACUCCAUUGAUAUUCAUUUUUUUUUAUUUGGCUAUUGAAUUUGCGUUUGGGGGUCGUGGGUCGAGGCUGCUGCUGGUGGUGGGUCGAGGCUGCUGCUGGUUGGUCGAGUUUGCUGGUGGUUGCUCGAGGCUGCCGGUGUUUGGUGGUGGUGCAUGUUCGAGGGUGUUGUUCAACCGAGCCCAAGCACGCAUUCUUCAAUCUUCAAUCUUUGUCUUUCUCACUCUCAAAUUAGGGUGUGCACAUAUCAUGGAUCCUGUUGAGAACCUUCAUUCUGAUGAGGAUAUGGAUGAUGAUGAUGGUGACGAGUUGUAUGAUGUUAAUAAGGAGACGGAUAUGGGGGAACCGGAAGACCAAGCUUAUGACGAGUUCCAACAUAAGCUUGAUGAAUUUGAGCGUAUAGCUGAAACUACCCCACCUAUUGAUGAUAAUGUGGUUACCGAAGUUGUAGGUGAUUCACAUUGUGAAACUCAAAUGCAAAGGCAAGUGAAAAACACCGGUGGUGGAGGAGGGGUAAAGCCACCGGUGAACAGAAGGAGUAGGGGUGCUAAUAAAGCUUUCAAGAAACCCGGCGUUCCUAUGGUGCUUGAGUUUGACGAGUUAGGUCAACCUACUGGCCAAUGGCGCGACAAAUUUUCUAGUCAAGUUGGCAUUCUAACUCGUAAAAUACCAAUCACACUUGAGUUUGUCGAUAUACCUCACGGUUGCUUCAAACAUUUUGGGACGAUACUAUGGUAAGUAUUUAUUUCAAUCACACUUGCCAAAAAAAAAAAAUUGCAAAAACCUCCCCCGGGCCUAACCCGAGGGCUGCAGCCGGCAGCUGCCUAGGCUGCUGCCUGGUUGCUGCAGCUGCCCGGGGUUGCUGCCUGGGUGC